CGGAGCGAACGGCACGCGUUGUUUCUGUUGACCACAGGAAUAUCUCGUUUCUUGUCUCUUACCUUUCGACGUCUGUUAUAAUCGACUCUUUUCGAUUAAUGUCACAUAGUUCCUUUUAAUGCUCCAAACCGGUUGUGUUUCUUGUUUUUCUAGUCGAAAUGUAAUUCAUUGGGUUGAUAAGUGUUGGUGGACAUCCUCACCGUUGUUUCAGGACUGGACCUCACAUUUACGUAAAUGUUUUGGAUGAAUAAAACGUUACGUGAAUGUUUAGGAUGAACGAAAAGUUUGAUUUUGGACUUCAGAAAACGUUUCCCGCACUAACGCUGAUGGACGACACAACUUAAACACUUCUGUGUGCUUAAUGACUGAGUUAUUUGUUCAGGGUGGAUGAUCAGUGUCUCAUCGGGAGUCAAAAUACAACUUCAAGUCCUUGAUAGAAAUGCUAAUGCUGCGGUUAAUGGAGAAACAUUUCUAAAAAAAUCACCCGCAGUGGACCUGGCGCCCCGCAUCAGUCUGCAUGCACUUCAAAACCUCCAACUUCACCACAUCCACAAUCAUAACAUUGUUUGAAAUUCACCUCGAAUCAGAUUCAUACAUUGAGCAUAUGGCAGUGCCUUCUCAAAUCUGACAAUACUUGGAGUUGGGACUUUCAUUUUAGGUCAUUGCUUGCUUUGAAUGGAACAAAGGAGGUUGAUGUUUCUGAAUCUGAUUUCUUCCACAAACAUUCAGAGAUUUGAGCUCCGGGUGUUUCAGAUGUGGAUGUUGCGGUCGCAGCACCUCCUCAAGCGCUGAGGGAUCUAGUGAAGUUCAGCCCUCCACUAGUCUUUUGUCUCUAUUAGGUCCCAUUCAUUUGUCUUAUAAGAGGAACAUGGGAAUCCAGACGAGGGGAGCCUGGGUGGCCAUGGCGUUCUCGGACUGGGUCAGUGCUUUGGGAUUUCUAUUAAUCUUCCUGAUGGAGAGUUUAGCAGUGGAUGCAACCAACAUGGAGCCAGUCUACUGGAACACUUUGAAUAGAAGGUUUGGAGAUGAGCGAGGCUACAUUCUCUACCCUCAGAUAGGAGAUCGUCUAGACCUCGUGUGUCCUGCCACAAGUCCCGCGGGGCCGAACUCUCCUCCUGAGUAUGAGUUUUAUAAACUGUACCUGGUGUCCACACGAGAGCAGGCCGACAGGUGUGAGGUGAUGGGGGCUCCAAAUCUGCUGCUCACUUGCGACAAACCCAACAGCGAUAUGAGGUUUACCAUCAAGUUCCAGGAGUAUUCGCCCAAUCUGUGGGGUCACGAGUUCAAGAACUUACGAGACUACUACAUUAUUGCUACCUCUGAUGGCACCAAAGAAGGUAUCGACAGCAUGAGAGGAGGCGUUUGUGUGACGCGAGGGAUGAAGCUGGUGCUCAAAGUGGGACAGACUGCAUAUGGCCUUCCCCCAAAGCCCAAACCUGAUCCAGGGCGACCCAACAGCAAAAUCCCAGAUACUGAAAGUGGCUCUAAAGGGGGUGAAGCCAGUGAAAGUGGCGCCGUGUCUGCGUCUAACAUUGCCCUGAUCUCCGGCGGUGCAGGGGGAGCCUUCAUCCUACUGAUUGCCAUUGUGAUCGCUGUGGUUUGCUACAGACGUCGGAAAGCCAAGCACUCUGAAACGCACCAUCCUGCCCUCACACUCUCCUCUCUUACCCCAAAGAGGGGCAGCUCUGGUGGGACGGCGACGGGGAGCAGUGGGGGCAACAAUAAUGGCUCAGAACCCAGUGACAUCAUAAUUCCCUUGCGGACCUCUGAUUCAGCCUACUGCCCCCAUUAUGAAAAAGUCAGCGGCGAUUAUGGACAUCCUGUCUACAUAGUUCAAGAGAUGCCCCCUCAGAGCCCUGCCAAUAUUUACUAUAAAGUAUGAGAUCAACAAACACAGAAAACACAUGCUGACUCUAUAGUACCUCACACACGCACUGUGUGUCCGAGCGACUCUAUAUGUUAGAGCCUGUUACUAGAACUUGAACCUAAAGUUAAGCUGAUGGUACUUUCUAGAAAAGCGGGAAAUCCUGCUUUUUAUGUCAUAGCAGUGUGUGUGCGCUUAUUUACACGUGUGUCUUUGUGUGCGACAUGAGGCGAAGUUUGGACUACCGAUUUCACAUGUGCUCCGGCGCUAGUGAAUGUAUGUCACACACCAGUUCAAGACGAGUUUAUACGUCCAUUCUGAUGGUUGGAAUUAUUGUGCUUAACCUCAAAACCAAACAGUAGAGAAUGAGAUUUUUAAGUGAAAAAAAACUGUAUAAAUAAUAGAAGUACUUCAUACGUUUUAUACUUCAGGGGGAGAUUCACUAAAGGCACGUUUACAUGAAAUCAGAACUGAAAACAUCAUGAAUACUUGACAGCCAUAACAACUAUGGUGGACUACAGGACCAUAUUUUCGCAGACAUAUAGUGUGUCUUUACAAAGUUGCCACCUACUGGCCUGGCUGAUGUAGUACAACUUUGAUUUAGCCAUUUUCCCAGAUCAAAAAAUGAGGAUCAUUUGACACUUCUUCAAAAAAGUGCAAAGGAAAAACAAAUUUGUUUUUAGUACAUUGCUCUCAUGUAAACAAACUCUAAUUGUGCUAGCUGUUUGCGUUGUUUAUUUGCACUGUGUGGGUUAUUUUACCACCACCACAUUUACUAAAGGAAAUCUGGCAACUAUAGAAGUACAUUCAGAAAAAAAUCGAUUUUAGGCUGCAUUGUGGCUUAGCAGAAUCAGCUAAAGUAAAGAACUGUACUCUAAUGCAACCUUUUUAUCAUCGUGAACCGGUCAAUGCUUGACAAUUUUACUGCAGACUGGGGGUUCGUAGGUUGCUAGGUGACCAUUAACCGUUUUCUCAGAGGAUGACAAGCUGGCAAAACAAUGCUGUCACUCUGAUACAAGUUUUAUUUAUGGAGAUAAAUUACAAAGCACUGCAGUGUUUGGGUGUUCUGUGUUUUCCAUACAAAGUAUGAAGCUGAUUGCUCAGUUCUUGUCACGUGGUUGCAGCAUUCAUUUAACUGGGGGCGUCUGGAAGACGAAAGUGCGUCACACUGCUUGCACGCACAAGCCGCACACCUCAAUUGGAAAUAACGAACUUGCAAAAACUCUAGAAAAGACACGAUAUGCGAACGUCAUUUGCGAUCUCCAUCAGUUGAUCUUCUUGCACAGACAUGCUGAAUUCACCUCAUUUGUUGACACCUGGGUUGCGAAUCCAUUCCUUGACAGUUCGUGGGUCCUUCACUGGGCCUUUUCCCCAAAGACAUCUGUUUCUUACUCAUUUUGCUACUUGUGGUUUAAAUUUGGCUGCUCAAGUGACCGAGAUGUAAGCGAGAGAAUACGGUCAUUUUUCAAAAUAAAAGACUUUUCAAAAUAAGAGAUCAUUCAGACUCGGAUGAUAAAUAAAACGGUAGUAAUUAAUGAUCUCUUGUGCGGCCGGUAGAUGAGGACUACUGCUCUAAAGAAUCACUUAGAACUAUACAAGAGUAUCCAAACGCUUUAAAAUGCUUUUGAAAUCAGUUGUAUCUGCAAAUGAUCCAGUUUCUCCAUCAGUUAAUCAUCAUUUCCGCUGCCAUCAAAUUGCCGCUGCCAUUAUCUUUUAAAUUUGCAAUUUUGGUUAGUGUCUUCUAAUGCUAGGUUCACACCAAACCCGACAUAAAUUCACCUCUGUUUGCACAUUUGCAUUGACUUUGUAUGCAAUCUACUCGUGUGAAUGCUUACUUUUGGUGUGAACUAGGCAUAAUGCGAUCAAGACAAGACCAUGGAAUUAAGAUUCCCCUGUCCUUUGGAAUGAUCCAACAUUUUUGCCAUCGUCAACUGGAUCCAGUGAAGAAUGUUUUGUUUUUCUAUAAUACGGCAGAUUUGCUUUAAAAGAACAUUUGCACUGCAAUGUACAUUUUUAAAAACAUUUUAGCACAAAUUGUGCGUUUGUUAAGCUGAAUUGUUUGUGGUUUGUCAAUGAGACACAGAGUGUACCACACGCAAAACUAGCUGAAGCGUUUAGUGAAUUCUCCCCUCUUUGUUUUGUUUUUCUCAUUUCACCCGACUGUAAAUGUUUGUCUUUUCUGGACUCGGACCUCCAUCUGAUUUAUUUAUUGUGCAUCAAAGAAACAGUUUUUCAUUCCUUCCACUUCAUCAGCUUCCUAUCCCAACUCCUCACUACCCGCUUGUUUGUUUUUGAGGUUUUUUUUUUUAAACGUUUCUAUUCGAGCUGUAGGAAUCACAUGUGGAGGAGGUGUAGACAAAUGAUGGACUGUUUCAGAUCGAGACUCUUCCAAGAGGUCGCUGGUCAAAGUUAAGCGCUCCCAGAAAAACCCCUCAGCGUCAUGCUGAAGUCCUCCACUCAUGUUGAUUUGAGGGCUUCUCCAUCUCUUCCCAAGCUUUUGAAGUACUGCGUACGCCAUGAUAAACUGCUUACUUGCUGUAGACACACAAUGCCAAACUUCUACACACUUAACACGCACAUCCACAUUACAGCAGUUUGUGUUUUCAUCUUUUAACCCCAGCAGAUGGACUCCAGCUGUGUGCCUGUAUGUGUUUCAAAGCUUCGUGAUUGUGAUUCAGGCUGAAGACAGCAGGACUAAGAACUGAGAACUCGACUCACAAACUCUUGAGUGUUACACAUCUCCGUUGCUUGGUUACGAUCUCAUCUCGACUCUCAUUAUCACAUUUCAGGUGAUGUCUCCAAAACAACAUCACUGACAUUCUCACCCCGUGCCAGCUUGAGGCUUCAGGUCCACCUGAGUUAUAUUACUGGUAGAGACGUGACAUCAUCACCUGAUGUAAGAGGAGACUGUAUGUUACUGGCUGGAGUGACCUGACCUUCAUGGUUCAGACUGUCCAUGUUGAGUUAUUGUUUGACAUCAUAUCGACAAAUGGGUCAAUUCCAGAAAUUGCACCUUUUGUCAUUUUUUGUUCUUCGCAUUUCGUUCCUUUUGACAGUGUUGAUUCGUUUGUAUAUUGAGUAAAUGAGAAUAUUUUGAAUGAAGGAAAAACAAAUUGUUUUAUCCAACCUACCCUUCUUGUGGCUAUGGUAACCCUCGAUGGUUACUGGCGAUGGGAGCAUUAGGGAAUUUAAUUAUGGUGGUUUUGAUUUCCCUUAACGGUUCCAUUGAUAACUCCUUUAGUACUUCUGAGGAAGACAUAUUUGAGAAAAAUAAGUGCAAUUUUUAUUGCAUCACUGUCCUCGUCAAUCUGUUGCCAAAGGCUUUUUGAAUGGUAGCAUAAAUUAAAUCCAAUAAUUAGAACUAACCAUGUAUUUAAAAGACUAAACGUCACAAAUGUGGUGAAAUUUCCUAUUUUCAUAGUUUUUAACAGUUUUUAUAAAACAUGACCAAUUACAAAUAAAGAAUAUUCAUCUGCACAUUGUCAUAUGAACCCUAAAUCAACAACUGUCUUGCAAAAUAAUGUUUUAUUAUUAUUAUUGUUACUAUUCACUUAAAUAAAACUAUUCAGAAUCAUUUGUUUCAGUCAGAAUCAGACUGUGUACAUGUUUGAAGAGCUAAAUAGAGAUUUAAUUGAACCCUUUAAGUGGCCCACCAAGAAAAAACAUUUUGGAUUGGAUUUCUUAAAUCUUAAUGUCACUAUUUAACACAGCCUAGAAUUUCUAAAAUAUCAGCCUCUACCAAAUGCUAGAUA
Messenger RNA from Danio aesculapii, 5616 nucleotides. RefSeq names its product ephrin-B3a (gene efnb3a). Bases 869 to 1882 code for a protein of 337 amino acids. Lineage: Eukaryota; Metazoa; Chordata; Actinopteri; Cypriniformes; Danionidae. Gene Ontology annotation, biological process: ephrin receptor signaling pathway; axon guidance. Gene Ontology annotation, cellular component: plasma membrane. The record is from RefSeq and is a predicted model, not a curated record. Gene Ontology annotation, molecular function: ephrin receptor binding. The transcript has 5 exons.